Daldinia decipiens is the source of this 1441-nucleotide messenger RNA. RefSeq names its product pyridoxal-phosphate dependent enzyme family. The transcript has a single exon. The record is from RefSeq and is a predicted model, not a curated record. NCBI's taxonomy places the organism in Eukaryota, Fungi, Ascomycota, Sordariomycetes, Xylariales, Hypoxylaceae. The coding region runs from base 83 to 1237 and encodes 384 amino acids.
CCUAUUACCCUACGCCUUCAAAAUGUAGACAAAAACUACAUGUUCAGAAGUUAAGAGAAAGCUAUCCGCCAACAAUCCAAAUAUGUCGCCGUUCAUCCACCUAAAUCCUUCGGCGAAGGAGUGGGUAUAUGACCCCGCCGGUGCGCAGGGCGGAAGCCAGGAGGGAACAGUCCUCGCAUUCCAUAAGACUUUGCCGGACUACAAUGAGACGCGACUACAUUCUCUGCCAGACAUAGCAGCGGAGCUAGGACUCGGUGAUGUGUUAUUAAAGGACGAAUCCAACCGGUUCGGUCUACCGGCAUUCAAGAUCCUGGGCGCAUCUUGGGCCGUAUACCGUGCCGUUGGAUCGUAUCUAGGGCUAUCGGUAUCAGACGGAAAUGCGCCCCUCGCAGAUGUAGGCGCUAAGGCCCGCGAGGCAGGGGUCCGGGUCGUCACGCUCACGGAAGGGAACUGCGGCCGGGCUGUAUCGCGGAUGGCCGCGAAGAUUAUGGGGAUUCCUACGAAAGUUUUCGUGCCCAAGUACAUGGAUGAACGGACCCGGAAUAAUAUCAGGAGCGAGGGAGCUGAAAUUAUUAAAGUGGAUGGGAGUUACGAUGAUGUGAUACCCGUGGCGCAAAAGGAGGCCGAAGCUAGCGAUAAAGCGAUUUUAAUUCUGGAUGUUAGUGUAGAAGGAUUCGACGUUGUCCCGGAGUAUUUCGUCCAGGGAUAUAGCACGAUGCUGGCGGAGUCCGAUCGUCAGGUUCUAGAGUUGACAGGCGGGAAGCCGGCCACGCAUACGAUCGUCCCUGUCGGCGCCGGAUCUAUAGGAGAGGCCGUCACAGCACACUUCAAAAGCGCCUCUUGGCGCAAAGAAUUUGGUCCGGCAAAGGUUCUCUCUGUAGAACCUACAACCGCAGCGUGUCUUCUGGAGUCGCUAAAAGUGAGUAAAAGCGUUGCGGUGCCGACAGAAGAUACUAUUAUGUGCGGGAUGAACUGCGGUACACUGUCUACCACUGCGUGGCCUGUACUGAGAGAUGGCGUAGAUGCGAGCAUCGUGGUGACGGACAUGGAGGCGCAUAACGCGGUGCAGGAACUCGAAGCUCGGAGUAUAUUUGCCGGACCUUGUGGUGCUGCUACUCUGGCUGCACUCAGAAAAGCAUGUACGGAUGCGAAGCUGGAGCUGGAGCUUAGUGACACUUCGAUCGUGGUGUUAUAUUGCACCGAGGGACCGAGGGAGUAUCCAGUACCGUCAUCAUGAGAAAGGGGGGGUGGGGGUGAGUUGUUUUUAUUUUCAUUUGUUUUGAUCUGAUACAUGCCAGGCAUGUUCGAGCUUCCAUCUGGUGGCUCGUGACUUUUGUACAUAUAUGUACACACAUAGUUGGGAGUUAACUUUCGGAAUACUACAUAACCGAUGUCCCUAAAUACGAGCAGUCUUAACUUGACUUAUUGCUUCAAGACAGAC